ACAAAAGGGCCCGCUUGAACCGAUUCUUCAAUUGUCUUCCUUACCCUACAGCUAAGAAGUCUGAAGCCAUGACCAAAAACCCUUUUUGAUUCUCCUUUCUUCUCUUAAAAAAUCCUCAUAAAAAAUGACUUCUCUUCUUCACUUUUCCACUUCCCCAACCGGCCUGAGUUUCCUCCGCAACAAGACUGGCUUUCGCAUCCCUUUUCAACAUCGCGUCAGAUGUAAUGUUGCUGAAUCUUUGAAGUUCGAGAAUGGAAAGCCAUGCACCCCCAUGUUCAGUAAUAACGAUGUUUUGGCUUCAAAAUCUCAUUUAGACAUUUCGUCAAACACCAACGAUACUAGGCUUCGUAUAUUCUCUGGCACCGCUAAUCCCGCUCUCUCUCAGGAAAUCGCUUGUUACAUGGGUCUGGAGCUUGGAAAGAUUAAGAUAAAACGUUUUGCUGAUGGGGAAAUUUAUGUUCAGUUACAAGAAAGUGUUAGAGGUUGUGAUGUGUUUCUUGUACAACCCACUUGUCCUCCCGCUAAUGAGAAUCUUAUGGAGCUUCUUAUAAUGAUAGAUGCUUGUCGUAGGGCUUCCGCCAAAAAUAUUACUGCUGUUAUUCCGUAUUUUGGGUAUGCUCGUGCUGAUAGAAAGACUCAAGGGCGUGAAUCUAUAGCCGCCAAACUUGUUGCAAACUUAAUAACAGAGGCCGGUGCAAACCGUGUUCUUGCGUGUGAUCUUCAUUCUGGGCAGUCAAUGGGUUACUUUGAUAUUCCUGUGGAUCAUGUCUAUGGUCAGCCAGUGAUACUUGACUACCUGGCCAGCAAGACUAUAUGUUCUGAUGAUUUGGUAGUGGUCUCACCUGAUGUUGGGGGUGUUGCGAGAGCACGUGCUUUUGCCAAAAAACUAUCUGAUGCACCUCUAGCCAUUGUUGAUAAAAGGCGCCAUGGGCAUAAUGUUGCGGAGGUGAUGAAUUUGAUUGGUGACGUGCGGGGAAAGGUGGCAGUUAUGGUGGAUGACAUGAUUGACACAGCUGGAACAAUUGCCAAAGGUGCAGCUCUGUUACAUCAAGAGGGGGCCAGGGAAGUCUAUGCUUGCACUACCCAUGCUGUUUUCAGUCCUCCUGCAAUAGAGAGGUUGUCAAGCGGCCUGUUUCAAGAAGUUAUCAUCACAAAUACCAUUCCUGUGUUGGAGCAGAACUAUUUUCCUCAGCUGACUAUCCUAUCAGUUGCGAAUCUUCUAGGGGAGACCAUAUGGCGUGUUCAUGAUGACUGCUCAGGUGGCUAUGAACCCUAUUCGAGCUUGGGCAUUGACUGAUCAAUUUACAUCGGUGGUUUAAAAUUCAGCUUCACUAUUGCAAUUUUGCUAUCUCCUUGAUAACAUAACUGUGAACCUAUAGCAAAAUCAUAAUUUUCUCAUCAGAGGGGCUGAAUCUUUUAGUUGUUUGUGUUCAAAGCUUUAUUACUAUGUGGUUCAAUAGGCAGGUUUUUAGUUACUUCAAUUGAAUUCUGUACAAAUCUUAGAGAUUCUUGUUUACGGGAAAUGUUAAAAGAGUGAAAGGAAA
Molecule: messenger RNA, 1544 nt
Organism: Pistacia vera
Lineage: Eukaryota; Viridiplantae; Streptophyta; Magnoliopsida; Sapindales; Anacardiaceae
Product: ribose-phosphate pyrophosphokinase 1-like
Exons: 9
Coding region: 125-1297 (390 amino acids)
Biological process (GO): purine nucleotide biosynthetic process; ribonucleoside monophosphate biosynthetic process; 5-phosphoribose 1-diphosphate biosynthetic process
Cellular component (GO): cytoplasm; ribose phosphate diphosphokinase complex
Molecular function (GO): ribose phosphate diphosphokinase activity; magnesium ion binding
Source: RefSeq, a predicted model, not a curated record